Eufriesea mexicana is the source of this 1065-nucleotide messenger RNA. Its product is annotated as metallophosphoesterase domain-containing protein 1. NCBI's taxonomy places the organism in Eukaryota, Metazoa, Arthropoda, Insecta, Hymenoptera, Apidae. The record is from RefSeq and is a predicted model, not a curated record. The transcript is spliced from 5 exons. Gene Ontology annotation, molecular function: hydrolase activity. Bases 166 to 1065 code for a protein of 299 amino acids.
GUUUGUCAGCCCUUUGUCAGCCAAGUUGUUAAUAUUUUUAUGUGAAAAAUACAAUAUAAAAUUAAAUUAAUGUAUAUAGAAAAGUAACUCUGUAUCAUGUGUGGUAAUUUCAUUUUUUCUAUAUAACUAUUAACAUUGACAAGUGAUCAUCAUAAUUUCUCCAGCAUGAAGAUAGAGAUUCAUCCAUUGACGAAUAAUCCUACAGCAGCUUGGCGUGAAUUGUCACAGCAACAAAAAGUUAUUAAAAUAAAUACUAAAUUACCAAUAACUGAGGCACCGAAUGAUAAGCUUCGCAUUGUUUGCAUGAGUGAUACUCAUUCAUUAACACCAUUCAUAAAAUUCGAUAUACCUAUGGGAGAUGUCUUUAUACAUGCUGGUGAUUUUACAAAGUGUGGUAAUUUACAAGAAGUCAUAGAAUUUAACAAUUGGAUUGGUAAUUUGCCACAUAAAAAUAAAAUUGUUAUAGCUGGUAAUCAUGAACUUAGUUUUGAUCCUACAUUUACUCAUCCCUUUUCUUUACAAACUAGUGGUAAUCGUCAGAAACAUACAGGGACCAGUAUUCUUGAUGAUAUACCUACUUUAGGUAUGUCUAAAGAUACUCUUGCAGAAGCAAUACAGACUACUAAUGUUAAAGAUUAUUUGACAAAUUGUACGUAUUUAGAAGAUUCAGAAAUUAUAAUACAUGGAAUAAAAAUAUAUGGCACUCCAUGGCAACCAGAAUUUUGUAAAUGGGCAUUUAAUGUACCUCGUGGAGAAGCAUGCCUUUCAAAGUGGGAAAUGAUACCAUCUGAUACAGAUAUUCUUGUAACCCAUACACCUCCUGUAGGACAUGGUGAUUUAUGUUGCAGUGGUGUAAGAGCUGGAUGUGUUGAAUUACUUUCUACAGUUCAAAAUCGAGUUAAACCAAAGUAUCAUGUUUUUGGCCAUAUACAUGAAGGAUAUGGUAUUUCAUCUGAUGGGAAAAUAAUAUAUGUAAAUGCAUCAACAUGUGAUUUAAAUUAUUUACCAAGUAAUCCACCUGUAGUUUUUGAUAUAACAUUACCAUCUGGUCAUUGUAAAUCAUAA